Molecule: messenger RNA, 1080 nt
Organism: Paramecium tetraurelia
Lineage: Eukaryota; Ciliophora; Oligohymenophorea; Peniculida; Parameciidae
Exons: 3
Source: RefSeq, a predicted model, not a curated record
AUGAAAAUUAAUUCACACCCAGAGAAAAAAUUAGAAGGAAUACUAAAAUAAGAUAUCUUGUUUCAAAAGGCAAAAACAAUGAUUAAGGAAUUGAAGAGAGAUAUUUAAGGAUUACCCAGUAUGGAUUACGAAGAAAGUUCAGCCAAUUUAUAUAAUUUCAUCGUAAAUCGGAAAGACGAGUAUACAACCAACUACAGCUCUAAGGCUCAUCCAUUAAAGAAGACAUAAAGAACUCUCUCUUUUGAAUUGAUAAAACCAAAAAUAUAAGAAACUUAGAUUAAGCAUAUGCGUUUUGGAAGUAGGGAGGGAAGGAGAGUGGAAAGCAGAAACAAAUAAAAAAUCAGAAGAAGAAGUUGUUGUUGUUCUGAUUGUGGACAUGACAAUACCAAGAUCACUCAUCUAAUGUACAAAGGAGCAACAUGUCAUCGUUAAGUAGAACACGCAUAACAAAUAAGUAAAAAGAGGGAUUUUGUAGAGGACUCUCUCCGCUUUUCUUAAAAAUUAGCAAGAAGAAUAAUUCACAUAAAAAACAGAUUAUCUUCUAAAACAAUCGUAUUUAGAAAGCGUUGUAACUCCUGUGAUACUCGAUUAUCGAAGGAUAUUCAUUUUUAACAUAAAUCGGUUACUAUGCAGGUACCUUAGAGAAGGGAUACUCAUUCAAAAACACAGAAGAGACAUACUGUAUUUGUGAAAAGACAAUAAACAAUAAAUGAUAAAUUGUUACUUAUACCAAUUAAAAAUCUCAAAGUGGUGUAAGAAUUAUAAUUACCGAAUAAAACCCUACCUACUCUACCUAGUAAUACAUCAUCGAAGAUGUUAAAAAAGAAACAUUUAAGUCGCACAUUCAUCCCAGUUAAUCGUUCUAUCUUACCCUAAGUGAGUCCGUAAAAUAUUAUAAUCAAUAACUAUAAAUCAAUAGACUGUUAAUUGAAAUCUUAAAUCAGAAAAGAAGUGAAGGAAUUACAAAAACCACUUAGUGAAUCUAAAAAAAACUCAGUCGUUAGUCUUACUAAUCCAUAUCGUAAUAUCUCUUAAUUAGAUUACUUACUGAAAGUCAGAAGAAGACAGUGUAAUUAUUGA